Molecule: messenger RNA, 1907 nt
Organism: Ceratitis capitata (Mediterranean fruit fly)
Lineage: Eukaryota; Metazoa; Arthropoda; Insecta; Diptera; Tephritidae
Gene: Cpr73D
Exons: 4
Coding region: 179-1810 (543 amino acids)
Cellular component (GO): chitin-based extracellular matrix
Molecular function (GO): structural constituent of chitin-based larval cuticle
Source: RefSeq, a predicted model, not a curated record
AGAGCAGUCAGUUAUUGUGUCGUUCUUAAAGUUUUCACUUCUUUUUCUUAAGCUUCUAUGCGCGCAUACGAUUUUAUAUUUUACUGUGCAGCCUUUCGAGUUGAUACCUAAAAAUUAACAUUGGUUAUAAAAGGACGUACUUUGGAAAUUGUAGAAGUUGUUUUAAAGAUUCGCAAAAAUGUUUAAAGAAUUUGCUAUAUUAAUUGGGGUAUUGUGCGUUAACGCCGAAAUUGAAAAAAAUACCAUCAACGAGGACGGGUCAUUUUCGUUUCGGCAUUCCAACAAUGACAUUGGAGGUUAUUAUCAUAGCGCUUCGGCUAGUCCAGACAAUACAGUAAGCGGUCGGUAUGGCUCAAGGAACCCUUUGACCGGACAAGUGGAAGAAGUAGUGUACACUGCCGGACCACGUGGAUUUCGUGUGAAUGGGCCAAAAAUUCACCGCGAAAUGGACUUGUCGCAAUACUCUGUUAGACAGCGCGGCAAUGCAGAUGACCCAUUAGCUGAUCCAUUUGAUGAUCCUUCAUACAGCUUCAGCUUUCGAUCUGAAGAUCAAUCGCGUACAGAAAAUAGUGAUUACACGGGCCACGUGCGAGGACUCUAUUCAUACUUGGAUGACGUAGGCGAAAGUCACAGUGUGAGAUACGCCGCAGGUGCAGGAACAGGUUUCACCGUUUUGAAUUCUGUACCUGACAGUCCUGUGAAUGUGGCAUAUGUAGCACCUCUUUACAAGGCCCAUCCAAAGACUCGUGGUAAGAUGACAACUCAACGCGGUCCUAAUGGAACAUACAAAUUAAUUGCUGCUGGACCCGACCAUCGCCGCGCUGAAAGCCGAAGUCGAGAUGGAUUUGUAAGAGGUACUUACUCAUAUUUGGAUGAUGCUGGUGUUCAGCGCACUGUAGAGUAUAUAGCUGGACCAGGUAUUGGAUACAGAAUAGUGAAAAAUCGUAUGGGCCCGGGAUCUCAUAUUAACCCAUCACUAAAUGAGUUCAGAUUGAGUGAUACGGACUUCAAAUUAGCAAACGACUUUGAAAUAGGAAACAUCGGUGGCACCAGAGAUGUUCCUGUAGCCGAAAAUGAAUCAAGGAAAGAAGAAAAUUAUUUAAAAAACGCAAACAGCAGUUCAAAAAAUUUGCAAAGCGUUGAGAGCAAUAAAUUAGACAAAAAAAAAUCGAUUACUGGUGAAUCUGUCCGGGACGAUGAAUUGCUAAAAAAGACGAAAAGUGAUCGUAUGGGAGCAGCUAGCACCAACCGCGGAGCAACCCGCUAUGGAGGUACUCUUGGGGAUAACUAUGAUGGAGGGUACAAUUUUAGUUUGAUACGUAACCGGCAAAAGCAAAAUGAUGAUAGUCACAAAAAUCGCAAAGCUAUGAGCUCUGUUUCCCACAUAAAUAAUCGUAAUCGAACUCCAAAUUCCUCUGCGUCACAUAACUCAGUGGGGAACAGCCGUAAUCGUGAUAGUGCCACUGACAGUUACAAUUACGAUUCGCCAUCUUCUUCUACAGACUCGUUAGGUUUCAGUGAUGAUGACCUCAGUUCACUGCCCCCGUUAAUAACAAGCAGCCAAAAAAUUUUACAAAUGGAACGAGAUCGUGACUGGUUGCAACGGCAUCGAGACUCCACAAUAAUCCAAAAUGUAGGUAAGUGGUAUAUUGGUCUGCCUCCAGGACAUAGUGUGCGGGCACAUAUACAAAAUAUAGAUUUACUACCAGUUGGCGGGCGCAGAGUUCCAUCCCCAUCAGAGGCAUUGAGACAAGACGAAAUUGCUGACAUAAUAACAUCUAUGGAAGGUGAAAUGGCUUAUAAUAAGUAAAUUUAGAGAAUUCAAGAAACUUUCCAGUAAUACUUAACAAUAGAGCUUGAAGCAAAUUCAAUAAAUAAAGUUAAAUUAUUUAGUAAAAAACUUAAAA